This is a messenger RNA of Nicotiana tabacum (common tobacco), 1415 nucleotides long. RefSeq lists its product as uncharacterized. Gene Ontology annotation, cellular component: endoplasmic reticulum membrane; endoplasmic reticulum. Lineage: Eukaryota; Viridiplantae; Streptophyta; Magnoliopsida; Solanales; Solanaceae. The record is from RefSeq and is a predicted model, not a curated record. Gene Ontology annotation, biological process: post-translational protein targeting to membrane, translocation.
GCUUUUACUGUAUCCCAACGACCACCUGAACAUACACAAGAAAUCUAAGGAAACCGCAAAGACAGAGGAAGAGAAAAACACACACACACACACUCACAGAGAGGGAGGAAGGGGAAAAAACACAUACGUACAAGCAGAGGGAGAGGGACAGAGAUGAAGAAAGCAGGAGGAGCAGAGAAGAAAAAGGUAAGGAGAUCACAAGCUGUCGCAUCCAACACUGAUUCUCCUUCUAGGAAGCAAGCUGCAAAAAAGGAUGUCUUCCAGCUAUUUGCCGAGAAAGUUAGAGAUCAUAAGGACUUGGUGUCUCGUUGGGCUGUUCUACAGGAAACACGGGUAGAGUAUUUCAGAGGAAAAGAUUUUGUUAGUUUUGUGAGAAAUCAUUUAGAACUGAAAGACAUACUCGAGUUGGAUAGAAGUUUGGAACCAGAAGAUAUUGCCAACAUUCUGCUUAAAAAGAACCUUUUAGUCCGAUGUGAUCGUGUUGUAAAAACUGUUCGGCCUGGCAAGAAGAAAUUGUCUACUUUUCCAGCGCAUUUGGAGAUAUACCAUGAUCAAGUAUUUUCUGAAAAUGACGCCUUUUUCGCGUGGACAUUCGUCAAAAGAAGGCCCCUGUGGCAAACACUUCUCUCAUUCUGCUGGCCAGUUUUGACAUUAGCAAUCUGCUUGUUUCCUGUGUAUCCCCAUCAGGUCAAACUGCUUAUACUCUACUCCUGCGCUGGUCUCCUCCUCCUUAUACUUUGCCUACUUUUGUUGAGAGCCAUGGUCUUUGGUGCUUUUUGGAUUCUUCUUGGCAAACGAGUCUGGCUUUUCCCCAACAUUCUUGCUGAGGAGGCAACACUCAAAGAAUUGUUCCAGUUUUGGCCCCAGAAAGAUGAGGGCGAGCGACCUAAGUGGACUGCAAGGCUCUUCUAUACAAUUGUAGCUGUGGUGGCUAUUUUGAUCCUGAGGCAUCAUGCUCCUGAUGAGGCUGCAAGAGCCAGGUAUCAGAGGCGGGUUUCUAACAUUAUUGACGAUGUACUUGAGUGGUCUCCAAGUCUGGCUUUGUCAGGCAUGAUGGAAAAGCAAACUGUGAUGAACAUUACCGAGCCUCAUGAUAAUGUAACUGAUAGCAAGGGUAGUGAUGAAAAAGUAUUUUCCCCAGCUGAUGUAGAUGAUGAAUCCACACCCAAAGAAGAAGUUGAAGAAGUCACUGAAAAUGUAGAAGAUAGUGAUCAUCAGAAAAACUUUUAAUUUUAUACUAUUAGAACAUGUGCUUUCAGGAAAGCAGCAGAUUGCAAUUUUUUAUUUCUUUCCUUCUCAACUUUUACUUAUAUGUUCAAUAUGUAUCAGCGUAGAAGUUUGUAGUAAAGACGACGAGAAUAAUUUUAUUGUUGUAGAAUUUCUCCUUCCAGAUAUGAUACUUUAUUUUGGACUCA